AUGACAUCUGAGACGGGGCUUAAUCGGAUAACUACUCUGACAACUUGCGAAGGAAGUAUUUGUAAUUUGCUUUGUCACCCAAAGAACGGGAUGCUUAUUGUAAUUACGAGCAAAGGAAUUCUAUACCAUCAACAACUGGCACCCCCAAACGGUGCAACGGCUCGUGAAAUCACAAAGAUGAAACUUGCGGUCAACUUCACCGGUCGUCCUUCAAUUACAUGGGCAGGACAAAGUGUAUUGGCAAUGGCACUGGGCGAAUCAGUCAUACGUCUGUGGGAUGUGGAAAGAGCCGACAAUUAUACACUGGAACCAAAUGUGUCAGAAUGCGAAACGUCAGAGAAAGCAGUCAAGGCAAUAAAAGUUGCUUAUUCCUAUAGGCAUCAAAUUCUCGCUUGUGGUCUGAAUAACGGAAUGGUUGCAUUUUGGCAAUACGGUACAGAGUUGACAGGCAAGAAUAAUCUCCAUCGAACGACCGAAUUCACGGAGGCUUCAGAAGAAGAUCCGAACGAGAACUGGCCAAUCGGUGUUCAGAGUCCAGACAGGAAUGAAGUGGAACGGGGUCCUGAGUAUAACUGGCAUCCGCAACCGACUGCCAUUCUUACAUAUCGGACGGAGGAUGAAUUCUCAGCCGGAUUGCCGGAAACUGGGCGUCAUGUGUACGUGCUCUCUUGGGAUGGGGAUGACGAUCGACUGGCUAUCGCAGUUUCUGCCCGUCAUGCACAAGAUUCUUCCGUGUUCAAUCAUGGGUUAAACAUGAAGUGUGCCGCCUAUCUUCUGGAGCGUCAGCCUCUGUGCGGUGGGUUCGGAGGUUCUGGUUGUGCUGUGGUUCAAACUGGACCCCGAUCGUUGGCUAUGCUAACCACCGUUCAGCCGGGGAAAACGGGGACUGCAGUCAAAUCGGACGCCGAACCAGUAACGGAAAGUCUCAACCCGUUGUCAAUACCGACCAACACCAACCUUCCGGCUUCCUUCAUUGUGACGUCUACUGCUUUACGUCCAGGAAUGGGAAAUCGGAAAAUCACUUCACUCCAAGAUGAGAAUCAUCCAGUUCCGUUGAUCAGAGAGCACGAGGCUCAAGUGGAAGACCAGAUUAGAGCUCUGUAUUGUACACCAGAAUAUUUGUCCUAUUGGAAUGGUAAUCGUAUUUCGACUUUCAAACACGCAACCGGUGACUGUAUCGUUCAUUUUGGUGACAUUUGGUUUCUUGUGAAUCUCCGCAUAAACGAGACAUUAAUGAUCAUUCUCACUCUGACCGAAUUAUGUGUACACAUUUCAGCCAGUUUUCCGUGUGAGUUUCGCCUGGUGGGAAUGCACGAUCAGAAUCUGUUCACCGUGGAGCCAUUCAAGUUGCAAGUUCGUUCACUUCAAUGUCGGGCUGUAACGGAACAGAUUAAACCCAAUCAAGAAACACUGAUGACUGCCAGUGCCUCAUUACGUGAGAUCCGCAUCGCGCAUGUGGCUAUCAAUAAUAGAGGGGAUGCAAUCAGCUUCUCGGUGGAGAUCGUGGCGGACGGGAGUGUGUGUGAUGCAAGAUGGCCAAAAAUAACCAGUACACGGGAUGAUCCUAUUGUGAAUUCGAAAACCCGGCCUCCAUUAGUUCGUGAUCAAGGUCCAAAACCAAUCGCGGAAAAUCGAUUCAAAAGCACAAAUAAACUAUGGAUCCCAGAUACAAGAAUCUAUAUAUAUCACAUAGAGAAAGAUAAAAUGCAAUACUUUGAUUGUUGUGAGUUAACACGUCAAACCACGUUGAUCGGUGGACUUUUAGACUCACGCGAAUGUGGAGGUCGCUGGCCCCGUAAACACUACUGGGAUCAGUAUGAAUCACGAUUACUAGUGAUGGAAGCGGCUGGUCUUCCUAAGGAACAUCCGUUGAUCAAGCGAGGCACACGAAGUGGCCCAGAACGAUUUGAUAAACACCCGUUGCAAUCGGACUCUCCCGAAAACCCGAACAGUAUGAUUGAGGAAGAUUUACGACUGCAACUCCAUUCUACCAGCCCAAGCAGUAAUUUGACUCGGGUGCAAAGUCGUCAGUCAAGCAAAAUUACCGACUUCAUACCGCCAAUUAAACCGCACUGUUUUACAAAGCUAUCAACCCUAAUUGUCUCAGUGUUUACUGGAGCGGAACAAAUCAAACCCGUGGUUCAGGAACAAUUCCCUAUGGCUAUACAAUACAGUGCUCUUCUAGGAAUCGAAGUACCGUAUUAUUAUUUCUCUGUCCGCUGUGAUCUUGUGUAUCGCCUUGUCACCGAGCAAGGUCAACGCAGACGCGACAUGGUCAAUGCAUCGGGAAGACGUUUAGUCGGAGAUGAGAACGGUGCUUUAAAUGGUACCGUACACGAUUUGAUUGAUAAUGUAACUGAUAAAACUGCUUCUUCUGCGGAUAAAUUGAUCGAAAAGCGAUCAAUCGAGUCGGAUGCAAUUGUCAAUCCAACACAAUCGGACUCGACCGGAUCGGAGCGUCGAGGACAUACCGGAUUGAAAAUCCACUAUAUCCAUCGACGUAUCAUGCGUGAUUUUCUCGAUCUCGAAUGGACCGAUGCGAAUACGCGAGAAGCAAUGCUGGCGUUUAGCUACUAUUUGACAAUGGGCGAAAUGGAUGCCGCAUUUAAAGCGAUGAAGCUAAUAAAAAGUCCUGCUGUAUGGCAAAAUAUGGCUCGAAUGUGUGUGAGUACAUGUCGUCUGGAUGUGGCUCGCGUUUGUCUGGGCAAGAUGGGCGAUGCGAUGGCUGCCAUGAUGGUUCGAGAAGCCAGGCAACGAGAACCAGAACCAGAAGCCCAAGCAGGUGAACUGGCUCUUCAGUUGGGAAUGCCGGACGAAGCUGAACGUCUCUUCACCCAGUGCUGUCGGUGGGAUCUAGUGAUUCGACUAUACCAGUCAUUGGGACAGUGGGAAAAGGCGUUACAAGUAGCAGCUACUCAUAACCGAAUCUCUCUACGAGCUACUCACUAUGCUUAUGCCAAAGAGUUGGAAACCAGUGGAAAGAUUAAGGAGGCUAUGGAACAUUAUAUUUUGUCCGAAACACACCGAUUUGAAGUUCCACGAAUGUUGAAGUCAUCCCCGAUUCUUCUGGAGACCUUCGUUAAUCAACAGCAGGACAAGACAAUACAUCGUUGGUGGGCUCAGACAUUGGAAUCCGAGGGUCGAUUGGAUGAGGCUAGAAAUUAUUACUUUCAGGCUAAAGAAUACUUGUCCCUGGUCCGUGUGCUCUGUUGCUUAGGCAAAGAAGGUGAAGCGGAAGCUUUGUGCAAUGAAACUGGAGAUCCUGCCGCUUGUUACCACUUGGCCAGACAAAUGGAAGCAUGUGGUAAUGUGGAUCAGGCCAUCCGGUUGUUUACCCGAGCCAAAGCAUAUUCCAGCGCGGAGCACAAUCGGAACGAUCACCUAUACAGUCUAGCUCAACUCGGUCGACCUGAGGAUAUGCUUGAGGCUGCGAUCCACCUGGAAUCUUGUCCGUCACACGCGCAUAAAGCGGUACUUCUUUUUCACAAGGCCGGACAAAUUGGACGUUCUGUUGAGUUGGCAUUUAAAACGCGGCAAUUCGCAGCUUUGCAAGCAGUGGCCGGAUCUCUGGACGAUCGCAUCGAUCCAGCCCUACUCAAACAGUGCGCGGAAUUUUUCACACAGAACAAUCAAUUUGAUCGUGCUGUGGAUGUUCUUGCUGCCGGAAAACAGUACUGGGAUGCCCUAAAACUGUGCGGCGAAUACAAUGUGCCUAUCAAUGAGGAGUUGGUGGAAAAGUUAACCCCACCACUUCCGGGCGAAGCCGAAUCAGGAACGAACAUAAAACGGGGUUCCGAACCCAUGUCUGAUGCCGAACGAACAAGCAUAUUGAUUGAACUAGGGGAACUGUGUCUGGCACAAGGUCAAUAUCACUUAGCAUGCAAGAAAUUCACGCAGGCUGGCAGUCGUUUGGCAGCAAUGAAAGCUCUGUUACGCUCCGGUGACACGGAAAAAAUUGUCUUCUUUGCAAAUGUCAGCAAACAGAAAGAAAUUUAUGUGAUGGCGGCCAACUAUUUGCAAACAUUGGAUGAAUGGCGCACAAAUGUUGACACUAUGCGUACUAUUGUGAAUUUCUACACUCGCGGUAAGGCUCCAGAAUCUCUGGCAUCGUUCUACGAAGCAUGUGCACACGCUGAGGUGGAGGAAUUCGGGAGUUACGAGAAGGCCACUGGAGCAUUGACUGAGGCAUACAAGGUGCUCCUAAAAGCGAUCAGCUCAGACGGUGCAGGCGAGACCAACGAACUACGAUUGCAAAAGCGAUUGGCUCAGAUAAAAAAUAAAGCUACCAUGUGCAAAGAAUUCGCAGAAACACAGUUAUUGUUCUCCGUCAACCCGAUGGAAGCAAUGCGCAAUUGUCAAACCCUGCUGGAGCACACAGAACCAGGAGACAUUCUGCGUCCGGGGGACAUUUACGCGGCAAUGAUUCGCGAAUUUGUUGCCAAGGAGAAAUAUCAGGCCGCUCUCGCUUGCAUGGAAGAGAUGCGUGAACGAUUACAAAUCACGAAUCAGUCAAUCGCGCGUUAUCUUGAUCGUAAAACACUCGACAACCUACAUGAUGCACUUAAUCUCUCACCAGCCGCAAUGACCGGAAGUGCAGAUGGCCCAAAAAGCGAUGUGGAUAUGGUUGAAUCACCCGGUUUUGAUGAUCCUAUUUUGGAAGCUAGUCUCAGUGAUGCCAGUGACGAGGACAACUAA
This is a messenger RNA of Echinostoma caproni, 4695 nucleotides long. NCBI's taxonomy places the organism in Eukaryota, Metazoa, Platyhelminthes, Trematoda, Plagiorchiida, Echinostomatidae. The record is from the annotation of a GenBank genome assembly.